This is a messenger RNA of Penicillium concentricum, 330 nucleotides long. RefSeq lists its product as uncharacterized. The transcript is spliced from 2 exons. Lineage: Eukaryota; Fungi; Ascomycota; Eurotiomycetes; Eurotiales; Aspergillaceae. The record is from RefSeq and is a predicted model, not a curated record. The coding region runs from base 1 to 330 and encodes 109 amino acids.
AUGUAUGGAGGCAAACGCAGCUGUGGCGACGCCGAGAGUGGCAUGCUAGCGGAAUCCAAGGAUCUGUGGAUCGCGAUCGUUUGGUAUGCGGUCCAUGCAUUGCUUUUGAAGGCCCAUACGGCAGAUGAGAGAAAGGAGGCGGCCGGACCAUUUACGGAAUAUAUCUCUGUGGAAUUAUCUAUCAUUGACGCCCUAACACUGGAGGAUGGCCCGCUCGUCUUGAUUAUAUACGGUUGCUGGACAUCCAUCGGCUUUCGCAACCAGAACGAGAGAGUUAUUUUAGGCGUGGAGUCGGGGAAAGAACUUAGGGAUGACCUGGUGACCUGGUGA